CACAAAAUCAACACGAGGAAGCAGCCGACCACGUUUAUUCCCCAAACACCUUUCACAAUGGGAAAACGAAGUCGCAAAGUCUCAAGGAACGAAGAACAGACGCUCAAUGGCAAUGGGGAGGCCAAGACGCUAAUUUUGGUAGACGAAGAGGCUGUUGAUCCAUCUCUAGCUCUGCUCUUUUCCUCGAGCGCUGGACCAGUAAAAGCACCAUCGAAGGCUCGAUACGAAGCCCCUCCUCCGCCUACAAAGAAGGAACUUCCUCGAGAAGAAUCGGAUGAUGAAUCUGAGGAGGGUGUUGGCUCCGAUGCGGGAGACGAUGUUGAAUUGAGUAGUGUGGAUGAGGACUUAGAGGAUGUGGAUAUUGCAGAUCUAUCAGAAAAUGAAGAGCCGGAGCAGGACUCCAACGACUCGGACGAGGAGCCAGCGUUGGACAAGAUUAUUGAAGCUUCAAUGCCGGAACGGAAACGAAAGAGAAAGGCAGUCGAGGACGAUUUGGAGGGGAAAUACAUGCAGAAGUUGGCAGAGGAGGAUGAGAAAGAAGAAGAGGAACGUCGAACUGAGAGGAGGCUGAAGCGUCAGAGAUUGAUGGCCGAACAAGACCCGGAUAUGUCAGAGGAAUCGGAAGAUCUCGACGAAGGGGAAUUAGAAAAGGGGCCCAUCUCGGGAAGAGAACCGCCACUGGAUGUCCCUCUGCACGAGUCUCUGGCUCCAAGCAAAGACGCCGUCGAGGUCGAGAAGGCAAACCGAACUGUCUUUCUAGCCAACGUUUCAACUCUCGCUAUCUCCUCCAAAUCCGCGAAAAAGACGCUCCUCGCGCAUAUGGCCUCAUUCCUUCCCUCUCUUCCUGCGCCUCCAGAAGGCAAACCCCCACACAAAGUCGAGUCGCUCCGUUUCCGCUCAACAGCAUACGCUACUGCCCUCCCAAAGAAAGCCGCCUUCGCAAAGAAGGAUCUCAUGGCAGCAACUACGAAAAGCACAAAUGCCUACGUUGUUUAUUCCACCGCUUAUGCCGCACGAGAAGCAGCCAAACGCCUCAAUGGAACCGUAGUUCUGGACCGACACCUACGUGUUGACGAGGUGGCCCAUCCCGCCAAAACAGAUCACAGACGCUGUGUCUUCGUCGGAAAUCUUGGGUUCGUAGAUGAUGAAAGUCUUCUCGAUCAAGGCGGUGAAAAUGAGCGGAAGCGCUCCAAGAUCCCUUCAGAUAUCGAAGAAGGCCUGUGGCGACAAUUCAGCAAAGCUGGGGUUGUUGAAAGUGUGCGUGUAGUCCGAGACGAAAAGACGAGGGUCGGAAAAGGAUUUGCUUAUGUGCAGUUCGAGGAUCCAAACGCGGUAGAAGCAGCGCUCCUCUUCAACGAGAAGAAGUACCCACCCAUGCUUCCCCGCGUCUUGCGUGUUGUCCGCGCCAAAGCAGUCCGUAAGACUGCCCUCGCAUCUGCAUCACGCACGGGUCCUUCGAAGAACGCCAAGCCAGGUCAGAAGACUCAACUCGGUGGCUACAACCCGAGAGUGGCCCCUGAGGUCUCUUCUUUCAAAGGUCGUGCGAGCAAAUUGCUUGGCAAAGCGGCAGCUGCGCAAUUCAAGAGUGGAGCGAACGGGACUACAAUUGGAAAACGGGGUGACGGGGGGGAAGAACGGGGAACUAGCGAGGGUAGAAAAGUGGAAGGAGCGAAAGGAGCUGCCGGUGCAAUGAGAACUCCAGAAAGCAUCGUGUUCGAGGGAUAUAGGGCUAGCUCUAAGAGUGGCAAACCGCGAGAUCUAAAGUUAGGUGGCAGUGGCGGCGGAAAGAAGAAGGGAAAGCCGAGGACAAGAGGUGCCAAGCGUGGUAGUGAGUGGAAGAAAGCUGGUGGGAAGAAGGCGAAGUGAUGAGCGUGGCGUGACUGGGCUGGAAUAAGGCUCA
Hyaloscypha bicolor E is the source of this 1900-nucleotide messenger RNA. RefSeq lists its product as uncharacterized. The record is from RefSeq and is a predicted model, not a curated record. The transcript is spliced from 3 exons. NCBI's taxonomy places the organism in Eukaryota, Fungi, Ascomycota, Leotiomycetes, Helotiales, Hyaloscyphaceae. Gene Ontology annotation, molecular function: RNA binding. Bases 58 to 1866 code for a protein of 602 amino acids.